Closterium sp. NIES-67 is the source of this 1952-nucleotide messenger RNA. Lineage: Eukaryota; Viridiplantae; Streptophyta; Zygnematophyceae; Desmidiales; Closteriaceae. The record is from the annotation of a GenBank genome assembly.
UAGCUACCCUGGGUACUCCCCUGGUCGACUGGUAUGAACUUGUGACCUAGCAACUAGUACCUAGACCGCCCUACAGAAAGGCGUAGCGUCCGCUAGGUCGAGUGAGCCUACUUUUAGUUGCUAGCACUUGCACCGCGGGCUUGUAGCACUUUUCCUUUCGCACUAACUCUGCCGAUCCGUGUUGGCUUCUCGUCAUUCCAAACUGCAACUUCGUCACAAGUUUCCAUUCUCUUCAGAUCGUGGUGACCAGACACCUGCAGCGUGUCACGUUAGCUAACGUUAGCAGCAUAGCCAGCUUCUCAGCUCAGCAGCAGCCAUGGCGUGUCGUGGAUUCCUGCAGUGCUUGCUGAAGCUCUUUAACCUCGCUCUCGCGCUCGUUGGGGUUCUCCUCCUCGUCUUCUCCGUCUCCCGACUCCUCCGUCUAGAUCCCGACCUCUUCCCCCCUCCAGCACCCCCUCCGCUCCUUCCCCCUUCUCCGCCUCUCCUCCCCCCACUUCUCCCCCUCCCCCGCUGCACUCUCCCCCUCCCCCACUUCACUCCCCCCCUCCGCCACGCCACUCUCCGCCUUCCCCUCCGGAAUCUCCGCCACCUUCUCCGCCUGCUCCCGCGCCGGGUCCCGCGUCCGCAAACGGCCUGAUUUCCGAAGAUGUUAUCUCGCAGAGCGUGGCGAAAGAUUUCGCGAAGGAGGCGACUUUCCCGGCUUUCACGCGAAAGCUCGCUGCGCCGUCGAGCGCCAAUCGAGGCGUGUCGUUUCGCGAGAUCGACGCGCAGCUCGGCGCCAGUAUUGUCGCACUAGACAGCGCGAGCAGUGCAGAUGCUUCGGGACUCGCUGGCCCGCCGCAGAUCGAACUACCGCGAUUAUGGUUCAUCUACCUGUUGAUUGGAGUGGGUGCUUUUAUCACGCUCGUGACUCUAGUGGGUGCCAUUGCAGCGGAGACCAACAGCACGUGCUGCCUCGCCUCCUACCAGUUCGGUCUAUGUCUUCUGAUACUGUUCGAGUGCGUUGCAGCGGCACUCAUUUGGCUUCAGGACGUGCCUGUGGACCCUACAGGCGAGUACGACAGGUAUCAACGCUAUGUGCUGGCCAACCAAGACAGAAGCAGGCUCGCAAUGGGUGGCCUUCUGCUCAUCGAGGUAGCAGCACUGCUAGUCGCCAUGAUGCUGCGGGCAGCACAGGACGACGCGAGUCAGGCAGAGGACGAUGACGAUUACAUCACCGGAGGACUGGGCCGUGGCAUGGGAGGAGCGGGAGGAGGAUUCGUCGGCGGAGGGGGAGGGGGAGGGGGAGGGGGAGGGGGAGGGGGCGCACAUGGCAGGCUGCGUCAACCGCUUGUGUUUCGCGGGCCUUACCCCACUGCUCCUGCUUAUCCGACUGCAGGGGCAGGGUCUGGGGCGGGAGGAGGGGUGGGAAGUGGUGGUGCGGGGUUGGGAGGGGUGUAUCACGGUGUGGGGGCACCGGGAGGGGUGGGAGGAGGUGGAGGGGCGGCGGGGCAGCCGCACGUGCCGUUGACGGAUGCUUGGCGACAGAGACUGCUGGAAAAGUAUGGUCUGGACGCUCAUGACUUCAACUACGGACCGCCUCCAGGCCAUUCCCAAGCUCCUGCUCCUCCCCCAUCCGCCCCUCGCUCCUCAGGGUGCUCCAUAAUGUGAGGGAAAGUACCAGUACUGGUGCUAGUUGCUUGGCCCGGGAGUGCUCCUUACACGGCGCUCUGGGGGGGUGUAUUUGGUCGGCUCGGCUGAUGAUGCAAAGCGGAGUUGACUUCUGAGUCAAGCUUCCUUACAUGAAUGGUUUAUAUUGUGAAUGCAUAUGGGUGGGCGAUAGCAAAUACUGGUUGUUGCUCAGUUUGUGAAGAAGUCGGAAUUCGGCUCUCUGCACCUGAACUUUUCUAUACUUCUAUACUUAUUAUGUUCGUUUUACAGAAGUUACUUUUUAUAUUAAGUUAAAGCCCCAC